CCUCAAACUGAACCUGACCAGAGCGCUGAUUUUCGUAUCGUUCAUUUCGAUAUCCGACGCCACCUCUCGCAAGCAAGAUGUCAAUUCUGCCCAAGAUCACAGCCGUAAUACACCUGUGGCGGAAGAUUCUCUGUAUUUUGAUAAAUUCGACGAAGAAGAGGAUGGCUCGCUCUUGAUCCUGUCCACCUCCCAAGUACAACACAGCACCCCUUUGCAAAGAGUCGCGAUGAACGGCUCCAGGGACGAAGCGACCAAGCUGGCUCGUCUUCUUCUCUCCGUGGCUCAACGGGAGAUGGAGGGUUGCGAUCUGGUCGUGGCCGUCGACGAUGCCUACGCUGAUCCCGCCAUCGUUCGGGAGGUGCUCAAACUGCCGAAUCCUAAACAGGUCCUAACAGUGAGGGGGCUAAGCGACCUCCUUUCGGUAGCCUGGGUGUCGGGACGCUGCAGCGGCUAUCUGAUGCUCUUCGGUGACCCCGCCCCCCUCAUAGAAUUUGGGGACAAGCAUCUCAACAAAUGGAACUACGCUGGAAGAUACUUCUUUGUUCUUCCUUCAAAACUCGACUUCCAAGCAUUCGCAGACUCUGUUAAAGGGAAGAAGAGUGAACGUUUGGCAGCGGCCAUAAAGUCGAAUCGUACCCCAGAGUGGACUAUCUACAUCAACCAGCUUUUUGGCAGCUGGGAAGUGACGAAGGUGGCUACCUGGUGGCACACCGCUUUUACCACGGAAGUCCGUCUGUAUCCUGAUAAACUAUCCGAUCUGAAAGGGGUUAUGUUGAAGUGCGUGACGUUCGAAUGGAAGCCGAGCGUCUUCUAUUACAGGAGCAAGAACGGGACGGUCUUGUUCCGCUACGGCAUCGACAUAGGAGUGGUUCAGACGCUCUCCAAUGUCCUCAACUUCACGGUUCAAUUUGAGGAACCACCUGCUGAAGAGUACUGGGGACGCGAAGAACAAAACGGAUCCUGGAGCGGAAUGAUGGGGAAGCUGGCGAGGAACGAGGUGGAUUUGGGCGUGGUCGAUCUCUACGUCACAAUCAUCAGGGUUAACAUCUUGGAUUACACGGCACCGUACGACUCUGAGCUGAGCUGUUUUAUGGCACGAACCGAACCUCCUCUUCCGAGAUGGCAGGCGCUCGCCUUCCCUUUCCAAGGGACCACUUGGCUCGCCAUUAUCAUCGGGUUCGUGGUCAGUGGACCCGUUCUGUUCUUGCUGGCUUUGGGGAGCGCUAGGUGCGGAGGUGAGAAGAUAAGCCUACAGAGUCUCCCGUCCAGCUGGUACUACUCCUUCGGAAUCCACUGCAACGAAAACCAGACCUUCUGGCCCAUCGGCGAAAGCACGAGAAUCUUCGUCGUCGUCCUGUGGCUCUACUCCAUGACGCUCACCAUCGCUUACUCGACGAACCUCAUGGCCUUUUUGACGGUCUCCAAGCCGCCCGCCUCCAUGGAGACCAUCAGAGAACUCCACGCAGCUGGUAUAGAGGUCUCCGGUCUGGGGAAGUUCUACGGAGAUGCGCUGGCCUCCGCUAGCGAUCCUUACUUGAAGAGUUUGGCCUUCCGCUUCCAGGAUUAUAACAAGGACGAGGUCAUCAUCGGGAAAGUCCUCAGAGGGGAGUCGGUCAUGCUGCAGAACAGACCUUACCUGGAAUUCGUGGCCAAGACCAGGUUCAUAGACCACGGGGUACCGAGACUCAGGUUAAUGAAGGAGUGCUUCGCCCCCUUCAACAUUGCAAUGGCCCUUCAGCGUCAUUCUCCCCUGAAGAGGAAGUUCGACCAGGUCAUCGGGUGGAUGAUUAACGGUGGCCUGAUCAGGCACUUCUUCCUGAACUCUCUCAGAUUGGCUGCGUCCGUCAAGGCGAGGGAAGAUGAAGAAGCGGAGGCCAAGGGAGAAUUCCAAGGGGAGCAGGACUCGCUGGUCGCAUCGCAGACGAACGACGGCGUCAUCCCGAUAAGUCUAGACCACCUCCAGAGCAUAUUCUUCAUCUACAUCGUCGGCUGCGUCUUCUCCGCCUUCUUCUUCCUCGCGGAAGUGAGAAUGUGUAGGCAAGUCCACAAGAAAAGUGGAUAGACAACGGUAGACUUUUCUCUCUUUUUAAAUUUCUCUAUCUUGAUUUGG
Molecule: messenger RNA, 2110 nt
Organism: Macrobrachium nipponense
Lineage: Eukaryota; Metazoa; Arthropoda; Malacostraca; Decapoda; Palaemonidae
Product: ionotropic receptor 21a-like
Exons: 11
Coding region: 227-2062 (611 amino acids)
Cellular component (GO): membrane
Molecular function (GO): ligand-gated monoatomic ion channel activity
Source: RefSeq, a predicted model, not a curated record